Aplysia californica (California sea hare) is the source of this 1512-nucleotide messenger RNA. RefSeq lists its product as uncharacterized. The transcript has a single exon. NCBI's taxonomy places the organism in Eukaryota, Metazoa, Mollusca, Gastropoda, Aplysiida, Aplysiidae. The record is from RefSeq and is a predicted model, not a curated record. Bases 1 to 1512 code for a protein of 503 amino acids. Gene Ontology annotation, cellular component: plasma membrane.
AUGUGUGACGUCACCUACGACUCUCGCGUCUUGGGAGGUUUUAUCGACAAUGUCACUUCCGCAGGCCAGGUCACACAUAUGCACUGCCUGGUGUCCAUUGACAGCACAAGAAAGUGGCAGUUUCAAGAACUAAGAUCACGGCUGCAUCAAAUUCAUAUGAAAAAUAGCUCAGUUUUUCUUUCUGUGGAGUGUAGGGCUGGAGGGAGUUUAUCCCUACCCUGGCCCAUGAAAGCACGCGGGCUCGUGGGGCUUGUAAUUUCAGGUUGUCAGUUGACAGAUAGAUAUGCAGACUUUGGAAACACCCAAAUUUCGGGUAUUUCAGAAAAUCUGCGCGUGUUACAGAUAGAGGACUCGAUAUGGAUAAGAGACGAUUCUGCAUUUGAGAGGAUCACAAGUCCUGAAGGUCUUGCUAGUCUCACAUCGGACUAUGACUGUGGUCAAGACAGUACUAUUGAGUACAUGGUUAUCAGAAAUGUGACUGAUAGUGUCUCAAGUCUAGAUGCCUUUGCGACAGAAAAUUCACCUCUCGGAGACUUAUCAACUGGAGCUGGGUCCCUAACAGAUGAGGAGCUUUUAAAAAUGUUUCAGCUCGAUAACAACUCAUCUGACUUGUCCAGUGAUCUAUCUGAACUAAUUCUUGACCAUCCCAGAACUGAAGUCACGGAUCAAAAGAGAAAUCAGAAGAUAAAUGCAUCAUUUUCACUUACACCACAUGUCAACAAAGGUGAUGGUGAAAAAGGGUACUUGGACUUGUUAAACCAAGUUAUGUCAUUAGACAUUGGGUGUCAUUAUGAAAAUCUCCGUGUUUUAGACGAGAGUAUGUCCCAUGCACUUCCAGUACAUCACUUCAACGUUUUGCUACAAAAUGCGGUGUACCCAAAACUAGAGAUUCUCAAUUACUCGAGAUCUGGAAUCCGAGAGAUAUCCGAAGAGCUCCAUGCUUUCAGGACAAAUUUUCCAAAACUGAAAUAUUUAGACCUGUCUCUUAAUUACAUCUCAGAAGUAAACCUUUCCCCUUCGAAUAACUCCAAUGACCGGGAUGUUCUCAUUCUCGACGUUAGAGACAAUGCAAUCACCUCUUUGACCCUCUCUGUUGUACAGGAUUGGGCACAAGUGACUGAUGUGUUUGUAGAUAUCCGUGGUAACCCUGUGGUUUGUGACUCGGGCGUGGCUGAGUUAGCUCAAAGACUUCACGUGACAGCUUCUGGUACAGAAAACUUGGCCCGCUACUCUUACAUUCUGGAUCUAACUUGUUCUGGACCUGAUCACUUAUCGGGAAAAUCGGUAGCUGACUUUUACACCUCACAAGAUAAAGACAACGGCUUGAAUACCGUGACAAUUGGUAUUAUUUGUGGCUGUGUCGUUCUGAUGGUGAUUAUCGUAGUGUUGGUGAUUCUUUUUUUGAUGAGGGCUCGAAGGGGUUCAAAUCUCUCCCAGAUGGAUAGAGACUCUAGCUAUAAGAAAAGCAGCAGCCACGUGUCCGAGAAAGGAGAUAUUGGUGGUUACCCUUAG